AAUGGAGGGAAUUAGGUGGGAGCGUGUAGGACGUGCACGUGUCUGUUCCAAAGUCUCCACAAGAUAGCGCACGCUACUGUGGGGAAAAAAAAAGUUUUAAAGUAGCAAAGAGUAAGAUUUAGUGACAUCUAGAGGUGAGGUUGCACAUUGCAACCAACUGAAUACCCUGCUCCUCAGCCCUCCUUUUCUUUCUAAGCGUGCUACAAAAAUCUAUGGUCCUCCAUUUGUCAAAAUAUGGGUCCUCAAACUUCUUCCAACACAAAAUGGUUAGCCAACACAGAAACUACUGCUGCUGCUUCUUUGUAUGUCUUUUAACCGGUGAUAUAGCGCCGCCAAAUUCAAAGUGUCGCUUCAAUGUAAAAGCGUGAAAGGCACUCUAGAGCCAGUGUUUGGUUUUUGUUCGUUCUGGGCUACUGUAGAAACAUGGCGACGCAACAUAAGGGCCUCUGAUGGAAGAGGACCCGCUUCCUAUGAAUGAGGGGCUUAUUUUAACCUAACGACAACACAAUGAUUAUAAUAGUUUCAGGACUGAGCCAACAAAUAGCAGCCGGAUUUUAAAAAAAGCAGCCGUCGUGGGACGACAGCUGUCAUGACGGGGGUGGGAGCAGAAGAUGACAUCCCACUUGGUGAGAGGAAAACUGUCACAGACUUCUGCUAUCUCCUAGAUAAGUCCAAGCAGCUUUUCAACGGCUUGAGAGAUCUCCCUCAGUAUGGACACAAGCAGUGGCAGUCUUAUUUUGGCCGUACCUUUGAUGUCUACACAAAGUUGUGGAAGUUUCAGCAACAGCACAGACAGGUGCUGGACACCCGAUACGGUCUCAAGAGGUGGCAGAUUGGAGAGGUGGCAUCCAAAAUCGGCCAGCUCUACUACCAUUACUACCUCCGUACCUCGGAAACCAGCUACUUAAAUGAAGCAUUUUCCUUCUACUCGGCCAUUCGUCAGCGUUCGUAUUACUACCAGGUCAACAAGGAAGACAGGCCUGAGCUGGUAGUGAAGAAGCUGAGGUACUAUGCUCGCUUUAUUGUCGUUUGUUUGCUGCUCAACAAGAUGGACCUGGUUAAAGUUCUGGUCAAGGAGCUGUCUGAAGAGAUUGAGGACUAUACCCAGCGCUUCAACACGGAAGAUCAAUUAGAGUGGAAUCUGGUGCUGCAAGAAGUUGCUGCUUUUGUUGAGGCAGAUCCAGUUUUGAUCCUGAAUGAUGACAACACAGUAAUGGUUAAAUCCAAUCGGCUGCAGGAGGGGGGUGUGCCCCAAUUAGAACCGGGCAUGGUGGUUGGUCAGCUCACCUUGGCUGAUGCUCUAAUAGUGGGCAAUUGCAACAAUCAGGUAAAGUUCAGUGAGUUGACCAUCGAUAUGUUCCGCAUGCUCCAGGCCCUCGAGAGAGAACCUUUGAACCUGGCCACACAAACCACUACCAAACCAGGGACACUUGUAAGAGAAGACUCUUACACCCUCCCUGUCUCUCUCACUGAGCCCAGUGAAAAGCCAGCCAAAAGGGAGAACCCUCACAAGUACCUCCUGUAUAAACCCACCUUCAGCCAGCUCUACACCUUCCUGUCUGCCUCCUUCAAGGAGCUACCAGCCAAUAGUGUGCUGCUGGUCUAUCUGUCGGCUACAGGGGUCUUUCCCACUGGACGUUCAGAAUAUGAAGGACCUUAUGACUUCGGAGGAGUUCUGACCAAUACUAAUCGUGAUGUGGUGAAUGGCGAGACGGUGCAGAAGAGAAACCAGGCACAGAAAGAGAUGCAUUGCCUUCACCCAGGAGACCUGUAUCCCUUUACCAGGAAACCCCUCUUUAUCGUUGUAGACUCAUCUAACAGCACAGCAUACAAGAAUUUCUCCAAUUUAUUUGGCCAGCCACUGGUGUGCCUGCUUUCUCCUGCCGUUUAUCCGAAGAGCAUGCAAGACCAGUCCCAGCGUGGAAGUCUCUUCACUCUCUUCCUCUACAACCCCCUCAUGGGCUUCUUGUCUGUCUGUGGGCUGACCAGCAUGCACCAGGGAUUGUGGGAAAAGGCCCAGGAGUUCUUGGGAAAAGUUUCCCACGACAUCGGCCAGAUGCUCACUAGCUCUCGAGCCAUCGACCAGGCCUUCCUGCAGUUCUAUGGGGAUGAAUUUUUGAGGCUGCUGAUGAUCCGAUUCGUGUUCUGUUGUGCUACUCUCCGACUCCAUAAGCUCUUCCGGGAAGCACAGAGUUUUCCAGAAUCUUACCCUCAGCUGCCCAAACAGGAGAUGGUGGAGAACAACCUUUUACAGAAACGCAUACUGGAGCUGGCUGCCAUGCUAGACGUGCAGAACCUCUUCAGUGAUGGCAUGUUAGAUAAUUAUUGACCACAUGGUGGCAUGCCAGCACUAUGCUACGAUACACGUUUAGACACACACACACACACAUACACAAAACAGAUCUCAUAGGUAGGACAUCCCUAAAGAACUUUCUGGUGGUUUAAUUUAACCUAUAUAUUUAGAUCUAGAUAGUUUUUAACAAUUUUACAAGUGAAAUGUCUCCAUCUUUGUGGUCAGGUAUUUACAGGUUUGUCAUUUUCAUUUAUAUUUUGAGAUUUGAGGAGAACUACAAACCCUCCCACAAAUAAUAGCCUCCAGCAUACAAGAUUGCACAUUAAUUUAUAUGUAUUUAUUGUAUACAGAUAUAAGCACUGGAGUAAGGACAGUCAUCAUAGUUAGAAAGGAACGCUGGAGAACAUAAAAUGUUUGCCAGCUGAGGUCAGUGAAGAAGAAAUGAGAAACAUUGAUGAUAAAUCAGUCAGAUUCUUCCAGAGAUUUCUGAGGAAAUUUGCAACAUACCCCUUUUUUCGGGAGAAAGGCAUUUUUGUGCUUUCUCUAAUUUAAGCCUUUGCCUCGGCAACGUUUACAUAACCUGUCUAAAAAGAGCGAACUGCAUGUGCAAUUGUUGCUUCAAUGUUCAGUUGUCUUCUACACGUCUUGCCUUUUUGUUUGUCUUCUAGUUUGUCUUUUUACUGUUUACAUGUGUUUUGCGUCGUGUGUUCUGUGAACUCGAGUUCAUCCUUUUUGAAGCAGAUUUGAAAUGGUACAACUCUUUUGGACCAUUCUAGUGUUUUAACCAAUUAAUGAUGUUUUUCUAUGUUCUAAAUGACAACGACAAGGAAUCUCGGAUUUUACCGAAAUUUUUUUCACAAGAUUAUUUUUAGCAUGUCUCUCAGAACUGUGGUUAGCCCAUACCUACGCAGCUGAUGUCAUAACCUGAUGUCUAAUUCCAUACGUGUGGUGGACACCUAUAGCUGAAACUCACAUUUUAGAAUGUUGCUGAGAUGUACAAGCUGUUAUUCCUACACAUAGGUAUACAAAAUGGAUUGUAAAUAUAUAUAAAUGUAUAAUUAUAAAAAGAACAAAAUGUGAUGCACAGAAGUGUGUCUAUCUGACUUGUUUUGCCAUAGAUGACCUGUGAAAAGAUGACUCUCUGCAUGUUAACUGAGACUGUCUGUGCAAUGUUCAUAAAUGGACCAGGAUGCUGUCCAGGUGUGCCCCCCAGAGGUAUUUGACAAAGUGCAGCAACCAGCAUACAUUCCAAGAACAAACUGCAUAUCAGGGGAAUGCUCUUUAUUCUCCUCUUUUAAAAUCUUCCUUUCACAUAGACAAGGAUAAACCAAUCUUAAAGAAAGUGAUAUGGUUAUUACUUUAGUUGUUUAUUACCUUAAUUGAUCAUGAUGAUGGUAAUAAUAAUAAUUAUAAUGACCAUGAUGAUAGCCCUGCACUUUACUGUAUUGAAGUUUGACUUGGUGAUGUUUGUUGUGCUGUUGGUAAGAGGCAUGUCUGAAACUGCUCAUUCCUUUGUCUGUUACAACCCUCUUGUGUUGCAAAUUCCUUUUUAAUUUUCUCUCUGAAAAAAUGCACAUUAAUUUUGAGCUCAUGUAGCCAUGAGCUACAUUCAGCACAAGUUAGGGCUUACACCAUUCAGAGCUAAAUUAGCUUUUCCAGAAUACAUUGGUUCUUUAACAUGGGACUAUUUGAGAUGAACUUGGCAAUUUUUAUUAUUUUACAAAUUUUGCAGAUUUCUAGAUUGACCUAUCCUCUUCCAUACUAUAAACUGAACACAGGUAGAGGGUGUUGGUACAAGUUCUUAUUGUGGCCAGUCACAUGGGACCACCAUGUUCUUAGUAUAAAGAAGCACAAAGGUCCAAUAACCAUGUAUCUUCUCUCUUUUGGAUCAUUCAGCAUUUAGAAGCCUUUGAGCCGGGGCACCAUAAUCCAGAACAUUUUCAAAAACAACACCUCCUCACCAUUGUAUUUGCUUUAAUAUUGUUUCAUUGUUUUCUGAGUGCUUUAUGUGUUUGGAUUUAUUCCGAUUCUGUGAUUUUCACAUCACAGACCAAAAGCAUUCUGGCAACUUAUCUAUAAAUCUUUGCAAAAGAGUUAAUGAUAAAUACAUAAAAAUAAAAAAUGUUUGACAAAAAAAGGAAAAAUGUCUUCCAAAGUAAGUGAUGCACAAUUCAUGUGCAAACGCUUGCAGCUGAGUGACCUCACAGAUUCGACGUGAUGAUGUUGCACACUUCACGUAACAGAAUGUAGGUCCAAAGUUUAUUAGACCAGAGUAUGUGGGGCAGGAAUCCAGACAUUUAGAUUGUGCACAUUUUUUUGCUAUCUCUCUUAAUCACUGCCAAAUAGAACCAGCCCCAUAGUUUACCUAAACAUUCCACUACACACUUUUAACGAAUCAACCUGUUGAGUUCUUAAUGCGUUUUACACUCAAUUUGUCCUUUUUGGUCAUGUGUUUUUUUUUUGUUUUUUUUUUGUUUUUAAAAGCUUUUUCCGCUGAAUGGAGGUAGGUUAGAGAGCAACUUGGAAGGAAACAGAUGGAGGGUGUUUCCGCUACCUGAUCAGUAGACCUUCAAAUGUCGUAUUUUUACAUUUCAUUUUUGUGUCAAAGUAUCAGUAGGGUUGGCUUGUCAGCCAUUAACAUUAUCUAAAGAUGCCAUAGAAAUGGUCAUCUGUAUAGUCAUGUCCUUACAAUUGUAUAGAACUUGUUGUAGCACUUAGUGAAUAAGAAGCAUUCCAGCAAUUUUUAAACUAUUCUCUAUCUGCUGCAUAAGCAGCAUAGCUGAUUAUUACAGAAGUAAUUUUAAUGCGUUUCCCUGGACUUAGAAAAGAACCAAAAACCAGCUGACUGGAAAACUCUAAAGAGAAAUGAUCAACCGUAUGACUAGGUUAUGCAUCUGUGUCAUACGGUUAGGAUUAGGUUAAAAACACUGGUGUAUUACUUUAAGGAAACAAGAUCAGGGUUGAAUACGGACUAGAAGCACAGGUCCUAAAUGGGGAAAAACACCUGAAUGCUGAACUGGGCCAUUGACUACGUUUAAGCAAAACAUUUUUAUCAUUAUUAUUAUUAUUAUUAUUAUUAUGAUUUGGCCAACACAAUGACACUUCGGUCAUAAUCUCCUGUAAUGUGUUUUUAACUAAGUGUAACUACCUAUGGAGCCCUCUUUAUAGUUAAUGCUGUCAAUAUACAGUGGCAUUGACCUAAGGGAAUAGAAUGAAAAGGAGCUGUUAACAUUUUUUUUUUUUCUGUAAAUGACGGAUUUGAGCAGUGGCUUGUUUAGAACGCCCCCCCCCCCCACUUUCUUUCUUAGCAGUUCCUACUAUACUGGGAGGAAUGAUUUUAAAAGUAAUGGUCAGAAUACUCUUUCUUUAUAAGUUAAGGGGUUCUACAGUUUCCACUUGAAUUACUUGCAUUCUCCAAUUGUCUUGUGUUUUUGUAAUCGCUUGUGGCAGGGGUGGUUAACUGAGGGCUGCAGUAAAGCACAGGUUGGUGUUUUUCCUACUCUAACACUCUGAACACGUCUGGUAAUUAUCUGAUGAGUUGUAGCAAAUGUGUUGAACAGGACAGUUUGCCAAAUUGUGCAGGAAUCUGGCCUUCCAGAACUGCAGUUCUCCUCUGCCUUGUUUUUGUCUGUUGCCAAAUUAUACUUGAUGUUAUGUUCCAAAAGGAAAAAAGAACAACGAAAAUGUGAUGUCAAAAAUGCAAGCUUUUUUGUUUUACAGAAUGCUAUUUUAAAAAAAUAAAUACAUUUUGUUUUAUUUAA
Messenger RNA from Colossoma macropomum (tambaqui), 6054 nucleotides. It is a transcript of the gene scai, whose product is annotated as suppressor of cancer cell invasion. Bases 590 to 2329 code for a protein of 579 amino acids. The record is from RefSeq and is a predicted model, not a curated record. Gene Ontology annotation, molecular function: transcription corepressor activity. The transcript has 18 exons. Gene Ontology annotation, cellular component: nucleus. NCBI's taxonomy places the organism in Eukaryota, Metazoa, Chordata, Actinopteri, Characiformes, Serrasalmidae. Gene Ontology annotation, biological process: DNA-templated transcription.